AUACCCAUAAAUGGACAACACCAACGCCUUCCCCCACCUCUGUGCCGCCGGCUCCGACGCCUUCCACCGCACCGACGCCGCUGGCUCCACCGCCUACCCCUCCUCGACGCCACUGGUCCUGUUCACGCCUUGAGCCCUCUACUGGACGUCAAGAGAAGUGCUGCCCUGCGAGUUCGAAUCCAGAGGCUCUCCAUGACUUCAUCUGUCUCUGGCUCUUCAAAAUCACCUCGUAAGCCUCCGGUGUCGUACCGGAAAUGGAUGGAUGCAGAUAAUCCUGUUUGUUGCAAGUGCUCAGGUGUUAUGUUGGAGCUGACCUCGUGGACCGAUUCCAACCCAAGCAGAGGAUUCCUUCGUUGCCAAAAGAAGGGUGUAAUCUUUUCCAAUGGGUGAGUCCCCCCCCCUUUCGGACUUUGAUAAAAAACUGAUGUUACAAGUGCAGGAUAAGAUUUAUGCUUUGAGAGAGGCCAACAACGAUCUGAGAGACAGACUUGAUGAAUCGAACGAACGUGUGGUUGUGCAGGAAGCUGAGAUCGCCAGACUGAGAAUGCAGCUAGAGAAGAUCACUAGUGAUCGCCAGACUGAAAAUGAUUUCAGCUGUAGUGUUUGUUGUAAUCUUGUGUUUGCUCACGCGCUUGUUUCAACAUGGGGCUGUGGUCGACAGUAGCAAAUCUUAUGAACUGAUGUAGUUGUUUUGGUCAGCAAUGGAUAGCCAAGCAGUGGUGAACUGAUGUAGGUAUUUUGGUCAGCAGUGGUUAUGAAUUGAUGUAGUUCUUUUGGUCAGCAAUGGAUAGCCAAGCAGUGGUGAACUGGUGUGUGGAAUGAGCUCCACCGGGGCAAGGGUAUUUAUAGAGGGAUUAGGGAUGAAA
Molecule: messenger RNA, 866 nt
Organism: Zea mays
Lineage: Eukaryota; Viridiplantae; Streptophyta; Magnoliopsida; Poales; Poaceae
Exons: 3
Coding region: 383-664 (93 amino acids)
Source: RefSeq, marked validated